GACGCCUGGUAACUAGACUGGCAUGCGGCGCAUAGCAGUGCCUCUGAGGAAGGGGCGCCGUGUCUCAGUCAGCGUCGAAAGAAGGUUGUCGCAAAUAGGGACGAGUCGUGGAAGCAAAGGUAGGCAAAACGGUUCAGGUGUUGUCGAGAGCAAAGGCCGUGGCGCAGUCGCGGGGUGUAGCUGUAAUAUGUGGUAGCUUCAAUUACGUAGCGGUGCCAAGGAGGAAUGGGUGAAGGCGAAGACGUGCUGCACGUAUUACUUAUGUGGCUGGAGACUGUGGCUGAGGCAAUCCCUGUCCGAUCGGGAUUCGAUGCAUCGAUGCAUAAUUCAGCAUUAAUUAUUGGUGCAUGUCUGAUUGACCUCAUCAUCGCGAAAGGUGCGCCAGCGCCAGUCUUCACCACACACAACACACACAGCCAUGCCGCCCUCGAGACGAAUCGGUGUCCUGGCGCAGUCCUGGUACAGAUGGAAGGCCCUCCGUCUGCCCUGGCGGCGGAAGUUCCUCGUCGGCUUUGACCUCAACGGCUUCACAUACUGGGAGUUCCGCCUCGCCGGCGUCGACAAGGCGACCCGCUGGCGCCGCAUCGUCAAAUACCCGCGCUCGACACACCUCUCGGACGUGCACAUCUCGCCGCAGUGGCAUCAGUGGCUGCGCUACACGCGCAACGACCCGCCCAGCGUGGGCGAGCAAAAGGACGACGUGGCGCGCCAGGCGAGGAUGCGCGUGCUCGCGGCCGAGGCGGACGCCCGGUGGGCGGCCAAGCCGCGGGUGAUGGAUGCGCCCGGCCAGCAGUCGGGGCAGCCGUCGCCAGCGCUGCAGAGUCCCGGGGCCAAGGGUCCGUUGAAGCAGGACGAGCGGCAGGAGGAGAAGACGACACAGCAGCAGCAGAACACAAAGGCGAAAGAGAAGGAGGACCCGUGGGCAGCGCACAGGUCUAGUGGACCGAGUGAGAAUUGGCAGCCAGAGGCUUGGACGCCCGGUAGCGGCAAGCAACGAUGAAGAAAGGAAGAACGAAAGAAUGCUGGGUAUCCUCAUGUAAUUACUAUCUGUAUCAUUGUGUGCAUAAAAGAAGGAAUCCAAGCCCAAACGCCAGGCCAUGUCCGAGCAAUGUGGUAUCCUUGUAAACAU
This is a messenger RNA of Emericellopsis atlantica, 1129 nucleotides long. RefSeq lists its product as uncharacterized. Lineage: Eukaryota; Fungi; Ascomycota; Sordariomycetes; Hypocreales; Bionectriaceae. Gene Ontology annotation, cellular component: membrane. Gene Ontology annotation, biological process: mitochondrial respiratory chain complex I assembly. The transcript has 2 exons. The record is from RefSeq and is a predicted model, not a curated record. Bases 419 to 1000 code for a protein of 193 amino acids.